CCACCUUCGACGUUGCGCGCACAGAAACAAGCAGCAAAAGAGCAAGCAAGCAACCAUGGACGGACAAGACCAGCACUCUCCUUCUUCUUCCUCGGCCGCUUUCACGGCCAACAUCCUCCCUGCGAUGCCAUCAACCGUGAAGGUGUAUGUCGGGGACGAGGUGCGGCGCUGGCCGUGGAUGCAGCAGAUGUUUGACACGGCAUUCCUGCGCUACCGCAUCGAGGAGAGCUUCGAGGCCGCGCUCGGCGGCAAGGAGUGGCAGCUCAAGUGGAAGGACGAGGACGACGACAUGAUCACCAUCGGCGAUGCCGAGGACCUCCUCGUGGCUGUGCAGAGCGCACAGGACGACACGCUCCGCCUCUUUGUCACCACCACCACCACCACCAAGCAGCAGCAGCAGCAGCAGCAGCAGCAACAGCAGCCAGAGCGGUCGUGUGGGGGCCGCAAGUCCCGCGGCUGCCCGUUUGCAGCCACCCAGCGCGCUUCCCGCUGCUGCCCUCCGCCUCGUCCUCCUCAUGGCAAGAAUGGCAGCAGUGCCAACGCCAACGCCGACCACCCACUCGCGCCAUGGCUGGAAGGCCUGCAGGCCUUUGUCAAGGACACGCUUGGGGUUGAUGGCGUUGAUGUUGACGUCCUCGUGGAGCACCCGCUCCUGCAGCAGUUUGUGCGCGCUGGCAAGGAGCAGUGCAAGGCAGGCCAAGAUGGCUCGCCCUUCCCGUUUGCCUUCCCUUUUCCCUUCUGCGCGCCUGGCUUUGGCGGCGCCACCAAGUGCUGCCCUCGCCAGCGCUGCACGCCGACAACAACGACGACAGCACCAGAAAGCACGACGACAGCAACAGCAGCGACGACACCAGCAACAGCCACUUCUGCUCCCACCACGGAGCGGGCUUCGAAUGUGCCUGCAAGCAACCCGAAAACACCCACAAGCGCCACCAACAGCAGCGAGCAAGAGGAGCGCCAUGAGCAGGCUGCGCCAGAGGAGCGCGCUGCCACCGCCACCGCCGCCACUGCGGGUACUGCCACGCGGAAGCGCGGCGAUGCGCCCCUGAUCCAGGAUGUGCGCAAUGGCCAGUACCCGCCUGACAGCGAUGACGAUGACGACGAUGGCGAUGACGCUGGCGAAGCAGAUGGCCGUGGUGACGCGGUUGCUGGUGCUCGUGCUUCUGUGCCUCACGCCACCACGCACCACGCCUGCGCCGCUUCCCACAGCCAGGGUCAGGGCCGGUAUGAGCGGUUCCGCAGGCAGCGCCAGCAAGGUGACAAUGGCCAGCGUGACGGUGCAACGCGUGCAGCGCCAACAACGCCAGCGCAGACGGAUGCCUCUGCAACGGAUGCACGCGAAGCCAGCCAGCCGUUUGGGCCGUACACGGACCAGGUGUUUCAGCUGCUGAAGAUGGGGUUCAACGCCAACCCGCACCUCCUCCACGCCAUGCUCAAGCGCCACGAUGGUUCUCUCAACGCCGUCAUCUCCGAGAUUCUCGCCACACCGUGA
Salpingoeca rosetta is the source of this 1492-nucleotide messenger RNA. RefSeq lists its product as uncharacterized. NCBI's taxonomy places the organism in Eukaryota, Choanoflagellata, Craspedida, Salpingoecidae. Bases 56 to 1492 code for a protein of 478 amino acids. Gene Ontology annotation, molecular function: protein binding. The transcript is spliced from 2 exons. The record is from RefSeq and is a predicted model, not a curated record.